Molecule: messenger RNA, 2268 nt
Organism: Tachyglossus aculeatus (Australian echidna)
Lineage: Eukaryota; Metazoa; Chordata; Mammalia; Monotremata; Tachyglossidae
Gene: CAT
Product: catalase
Exons: 13
Coding region: 48-1631 (527 amino acids)
Biological process (GO): hydrogen peroxide catabolic process; response to hydrogen peroxide
Cellular component (GO): cytoplasm; peroxisome; mitochondrion
Molecular function (GO): catalase activity; heme binding
Source: RefSeq, a predicted model, not a curated record
ACCGGCCUUUGGUCGACCUUCACUCCCGCGACGCCCCGGAGGGAGCCAUGGCGCAGGAACGGGACCGAGCCACCGACCAGCUGAAGCUCUGGAAGGAGCAGCGGAGCUCGCGGACACCUGAUGAGAUCACCACAGGAGCUGGGGUUCCAGUAGGAGAUAAACUGAAUGCUCUGACGGCAGGGCAGCGGGGGCCUCUGCUUGUUCAGGAUGUGGUUUUCACUGAUGAAAUGGCUCACUUUGACCGAGAGAGAAUUCCCGAGAGAGUUGUUCACGCAAAGGGGGCAGGAGCAUUUGGAUAUUUUGAAGUCACUCAUGAUAUUACCAAAUACACUAAAGCAAAAGUGUUUGAGCAUAUUGGAAAACGAACUCCAAUUGCUGUUAGAUUCUCCACUGUUGCUGGAGAAUCUGGCUCAGCUGACACCGUUCGUGACCCUCGAGGGUUUGCCGUAAAAUUCUAUACCGAAGAUGGUAACUGGGAUCUCACGGGAAACAACACCCCCAUAUUCUUUAUUAGGGAUCCACUGUUGUUUCCAUCUUUUAUUCAUACUCAAAAAAGGAACCCUCAAACCCACCUGAAAGACCCUGACAUGGUGUGGGAUUUCUGGAGUCUCCGCCCCGAGUCUCUUCAUCAGGUUUCUUUCUUGUUCAGUGAUCGUGGAAUUCCAGAUGGCCACCGGCAUAUGAAUGGAUAUGGAUCUCACACUUUCAAAUUUGUUAACGCUAAUGGAGAGGCAGUUUACUGCAAAUUUCAUUAUAAGACUGACCAGGGUAUCAAAAAUCUUUCUGUUGAAGAGGCAGGAAGGCUGUCUCAGGAAGAUCCCGAUUAUGGCCUGCGAGACCUGUAUAAUGCCAUUGACACAGGCAAUUACCCAUCUUGGACUUUUUAUAUUCAGGUCAUGACUUUCGAGCAAGCAGAAAAAUUUCCAUUUAAUCCUUUUGACCUCACCAAGAUUUGGCCUCAUAAAGACUAUCCUCUUAUCCCUGUUGGUAAACUGACCCUAAACAGGAAUCCUAUUAAUUAUUUUGCGGAUGUGGAACAACUGGCCUUUGACCCAAGCAAUAUGCCACCAGGAAUUGAACCAAGCCCUGAUAAAAUGCUGCAAGGUCGUCUCUUUUCAUAUCCUGAUACUCAUCGCCACCGUCUAGGAGCCAACUACCUGCAACUACCUGUAAAUUGCCCCUACAGAGCACGAGUGACCAACUAUCAAAGAGAUGGGCCCAUGUGUGUGUGUGACAACCAAGGUGGGGCACCGAAUUAUUUCCCAAAUAGCUUUAGUGGCCCCGAGAAUCUUCCAAAGGCAUUGGAGCAUCGCUAUCGCAUAUCUGCCGAUGUUCAACGCUUUAAUAGUGCAGAUGAAGAUAAUGUAACCCAGGUGCGGGACUUCUAUACCCAAGUGCUGAAUGAAGAAGAACGAAAACGCCUUUGCGAGAAUAUUGGUGGUCACCUUAAGGAUGCUCAGCUUUUCAUCCAGAAGAGAGCGGUGAAAAAUUUCACUGAUGUUCAUCCUGACUAUGGGUCAAGAAUCCAGGCCCUUCUGGAUAAAUACAAUGCUAUGGAAAAAAAGAAUGUGAUUAGAACCUUUUCUCAGCCAUCACAUCAUUUGGCUGCAAAAGAGAAAGCUAACCUGUGAACUCAAUGCCAAGACCAGGUCCCAUCCAAGAAGGAGGAUUACUAUGGAAGGCAUAAACAAAUGAAGCAGAUUGCUGCAUAGUAUCAGGAUUAGCUGUAGUUUGCCUACACAGAUACAAAUAUAUGCCUUUACAUUGACAAGUGAUUCAAUAACCUUUAAUGCUUUCUAAUACUGAUGUGCUAGUCUGUCCGUGUUUAAUGCAUAUGGAAAAUAAGUUUCUCAGAAAUUAAUGCUUAUUUUUAAAACAAGUGUUUCUUCUGUCCUUGGAAUGAUUAUUUGAUGAAAUUACUGGAAGGAACCUGAUUGGAAUUGUUAUCAGUUUUUAUAAGUUUUUCAGAAUCAGUGUCAUUUCUAUCUGCACCAAUUACACCAAGAAGGAAAAUAAACACAAAUAGGCAAUACUAGCCAUACAGAAAACUGAUUAUUUUUUAAUCAUUUGUUUCCUUACAGGGAAAAAUAUUACAUAAAGGUGUAAUUCAUCCUAGAUAAUAAUUGCCAUUAUAAAUGUUUUCUAAUGCUUAUCUCUCUUGGGAAAAAUUUGGUUUACUUUGUUAGAAUACAAAUUAUACUAAUGCACAGUUAGUGAAAAUGAUUUAUUUGUAAUGUUUUACUUUCAAAAUAAAAUAAUCUACGCCUA